AUGCUUUUACUGAGGCAUAACACAUUAUCUGCAGAAGAUCUUUUUACUAUUGAAUGUAAAAUGAUCAAAAUAGCUGAUCAGAACCAUAAAAUAGGGAACCUGCAGCACUUUACAGUCUUGGAUAAAUCAAGAGCAGAGCUGUACGGGUACAUCCUUGGUUUUUCUGAAAGACUUGGUUUAUGCGAUUCGAUCGGUGUUACACCAUCUGAAUUUCUCGAUUUCUUAAUUGAUGUGGAUCACGGCUAUUUACCAAACGCGUAUCAUUCAUUUUAUCAUGCAGUAGAUGUGGCCAUUGUACUCUAUCAAAUGGUAUGUCAAUAUGACGUAGCAAACUAUCUUUCAAGGAUAGAUCUAGCCGCCUUGUUUAUUGCUGGGCUAUGCCAUGAUAUUGGUCAUCCUGGCAAAAAUAACAACUAUCAAGUUAAUUUAAAUACAGAAUUAGCCAAAAGAUAUUCCAACAAAUCAGUUUUGGAAAGUUACUCAUGUACAUUGACCAUGGAUCUAUUGACCAAACAUAAAUUACUAAAGCAGUUGGAAAAAACAAGUUCACUCCUUGGUUUACGUACAACAGAGUCCGAAAUGAGAACAUCUAUCAUCAAGAUGAUUCUAGCAACAGACAUGAUAUUCCAUUAUGAAUUACAAGAGAACUUGGCCAACUUAUUAGAACUCGUUGUCGAUCAUGAAGAGCAUACAUGUAAAAAAAAGCAUAAACCAACCUUACCUUCAACAGCUGAAGAAAAUGAAGAUGAAAGUGACGAUGAUGAUCAAUCGCCCAAUGAACCAGAGAUCAAAGAUAUAUUUACAAAUCAAGGUGCAAAAAGUGCCAUUGACUAUUUUAGAAAAAAAUCUUAUUUUGAAGACUCGAUCCCACUUUACCUAAAGAACAUGCCAUUACUACCGGCAAGUCCAGAAGAAGAUGAGGAUGAAGAAGACGACGAAGACGAUGAGGAUGAUGAGGAAAUUUCAGGGGCUAUGAAUACAACAAUAAAAGUGAAGGAUAAAACAACGUAUACACCGCCGAAUUACAUCAUGGAACCUCAGCAAAGACUCAUCCUAUGUCAAAUCAUUUUACAUGCUGCAGAUAUCAGUAAUGCUCUUAGACCUUGGCCCAUCUGUAAAAGCUGGUCUAAUUUAGUGUGUGAAGAGUUCUUUGGUCAAGGAGAAGCAGAAAAGGCUCAUGGAUUACCAGUUUCUCCCAAUAUGGAUAGAGAUCAGGUGAGCCAAACAACGAUUGGUUUACAAUUUGGCGAUUUUGUCGUAAGCCCCUAUUUCGAAAUAUUUGCUGCAUUUUUUCCAAAAGCGGAUGAAUUACUAAAGACAUUGGCUGAUAAUCGUAAAGAGUGGCUAAAAAUGGAAGAAGAAUUAGCCAAGACUGUUAAAAUAGAAGAAAAUGAAGGAAGGAAUGAAAGGUUACCAUCGAAUAUGCUUCCAGAUGAUAGACCGAUCAUCAAUCCAACAGGCAGAAGGGUCAGUGUGGCAGCAGGCAUGGUUAUUAUCCCUGAUGAACUAGAAGAACGAACCGUGGGCACAGGCAAGAAUAAACGAAAAUAUUGGGGGGUGAGAAGUGUCAGCCACAGUGAAGCAUUUGAAGAUAGAAAGAGAUCAGAGAUUGUACGUAGACGAAAGAGUGAAGAGCCAAUGAGAAAGAUAAAGACGAUCAGUCCAAUAAGAAAAAUAACAAAAAAAUCAGUUACUAUAAACGCUUGCAGUAGUCGAGAUUAA
Messenger RNA from Rhizopus microsporus ATCC 52813, 1722 nucleotides. Its product is annotated as HD-domain/PDEase-like protein. Gene Ontology annotation, molecular function: 3',5'-cyclic-nucleotide phosphodiesterase activity. Lineage: Eukaryota; Fungi; Mucoromycota; Mucoromycetes; Mucorales; Rhizopodaceae. The record is from RefSeq and is a predicted model, not a curated record. The coding region runs from base 1 to 1722 and encodes 573 amino acids. Gene Ontology annotation, biological process: signal transduction. The transcript has 3 exons.